AUGGGCAAUGUUCACCCGCCGAAUUUGAGCAACUUAUCGGUUGUGGGACUCCUCCGCCAGGGAGCUUCGUGGUUAGACGAGCCCGAACCCCUCAAAGUUCGGGUGUAUACUCAUAACAUUCGCUAUGACAACCGAAACCCGUCGCCGGGUGAACACUUAUGGGAGGAGAGAAGAGAAUACGUUUCGAGAUCCAUCUUCUUCAACACAAACAAUAUACCAAGCGUGGUUUGCCUACAGGAGGUUCUCCACCACCAGCUAACUGGCAUCGUUGAAGAUUUGAACCAUGCUCAGAAGCAAGCUUCGCUCGGGCACGGCUGGACCUAUGCCGGCGUCGGCAGGGCAGACGGAAAGACCAAGGGCGAAUACUCACCGAUUGUGUAUAACACUCAUACCUGGGAUUUAGUCGAGUCACAAACCUUCUGGUUGAGCGAGACUCCUGACGUUCCGAGUAAGGGCUGGGAUGCGGAUCUUGAGCGGGUGGUGGUCUGGGUUCACUUGAAGAGCAAGAAGGACCCGAAGGUUCACAUCAACGUUUUCAACACCCACUUGGACCACAUUGGCGUGGUUGCCAGAAGGGAAUCGGUGAAGUUGAUCAUUCAAAAGGCGGGUGGGUUGAACUCGUACCCGUCGAUUUUCGCAGGCGACUUUAAUGUGGAGAAAAUCGAGGAGCCCUACGUGAUUGCGGCUGAGAAGAUGUACGAUGCUGCCACCAUGGUUCACGGAAUUAAUCGGUAUGGUCAUAACAACACGUUUACGGGCUUUGACCAUGGCCAGACUGAGCCCGAGAAGGUUAUUGACUACAUUUGGAUCGAAAAAGAAAAGAGCAAGGGGUUGAAGGUGCAGAGUUACGGGGUGUUGCACUCGAUUUUCCACAGUUUCUAUAUGAGUGACCACCGUCCAGUGGCUGUGGAUAUUAGUAUCAGUGAGACUUAA
Molecule: messenger RNA, 933 nt
Organism: Babjeviella inositovora NRRL Y-12698
Lineage: Eukaryota; Fungi; Ascomycota; Pichiomycetes; Serinales
Product: endonuclease/exonuclease/phosphatase family protein
Exons: 1
Coding region: 1-933 (310 amino acids)
Molecular function (GO): 3'-5'-RNA exonuclease activity
Source: RefSeq, a predicted model, not a curated record